AGAAACAAGAAAUUGAUUAUGAAGAUUGUUGCUGUUUAAUUUUCUGUUCAUUGACUUCAACUAAUAAUUUCAGCCAGGAUAAGAUAUUAUAGUUGCUCCACACGUGCGCCUGUUUAUACAACUGUUGUCACGACUUGAGUAUGAUAGCCAGUUUAUUGAAAGCCCCUUCUCCUUCAGCCCCUGAUUGUCUUCCCACCCUCCGUCCACUGACUCUCUCCUCUUCUCCAUCAGAACCAGGCAUGGCUGGGAAGCCGUUCCGGGCCACAUUUAUCUGGAGCAGCAUCAUCUCCAAUCUCCACAUGCGCGUGGAGGUUAAGCGCCGGCGCCACAACCUCAAGUCCUACCAUGACUGCUUCCUGGGCUCAGAGUCCGUGGACGUGGUGCUGGCGCACAUCACCCUCAACCGGUUCUUUGGCGACGAGGCGGUGCCCCGCUACAAGGCCGUCCGCCUCUGUCAGGCACUCAUGGACUCAAGGGUAUUUGAGCCUGUGGGCGUUAAAGUAUUUUGCAAGGAAAAGAAGCCAGCCACAUUCGAGGACAGUAGUUGCAGUUUGUACAGGUUCCUGGACGCAACAACCGGCUCCUCAUCGCCGCUGACCAACGCCAACUCCACGAGCACCAUCGAGAGCGGCUACGACUCACCAAGCAUGAGCAGGAACAAGAACUGCUACAGUUCGUCACACGAAAGACAAGGGGUGCUGAGCUCCUCCACCCAUUGCCCUGUAAAAACAGACAAAUCACUGGAGGACGUGCUAGGAAACCUCAACCUGAGCUCCUCCAUCACCCCUCAAAUGAUCAACCUCGGCCUCUCACAAGAGCUUGUGGAUGAGGUGUGGCUCCAGCAGGCUGUGUUCAGGCUGCUGCAGCUGAUAGAGCUCCCCCUGUUGGAGAAGCUGUUAGAGGGUAAAGACACGUCGCGGCCCCCCCUGCAUGGCAUGGACAGUGACCCGGACCUGUUGUAUACAUCAAGCUACCUGGACCGAGAGGUCCUCAAGGCCUUCAGUGAGGCACAGGCUGAUGAGUGGAUGUCAGGAGCAGUGGACUGCCUGGAGUUUCUGCCUGAUGAGCGGGUGGUGGAGGUCAGCCGAGGUUUGGCCGGUCACGCUGAUGACCUGCCCCGGUGUAAGAGUCUGCUCUAUGAUAUCCUGGCUCAGCAUUACGGACACGCUCAACAGCCACCUCUGCUCAGCAAUCACAUUUUCGACAUCCACUCGGGCAUCUCGGAGCUACUCGUGAACGGCAAGCAGGAGCAAGCUCUCGAGUCCCUGCAGCUGAGCCUCAAGCUGCAAGACUCUCGCAGUAGGGAGGAGCUACGCAGGCUCCUGAGGUUCAUGGCCGUCGCAGCCAAAGCACAGGAGGUCAAGCUGCACAAGGAGAUCGAGAACAGAAUGGCGGUGAAAAGGUCUUUCUCAAGUGCCAUCGUCUACAGCAAAAGACUCUCCAAAGGAAAGGUGGACUUGAUGGUUCUGUUCAUGAUGGAUAACCACUGCGAUCUGUUCAAAAUUCCGGUUUCAUUACACAAGAUGGUCAGUGACAGAAUAAUGACUAUUGUGAAAGGGAAGGAUCCAGAUGUGAUAACAGGAUCAACAUCCUGCACAAGAGUGAGCUCUAAGGCAUACUCAGAAAAUGCAGAAAAAACUACGAAAGAGGAACUUUGGUCAUUACUCCGGAGAGUCCACGAGAACCCGAAACUCUCCGAUAAAGAAAAGCGACGGCUGCUGGGGCAGUUUUAUAAAGGCCACCCAGAGAUUUUUGUUCAGUACUUUGGAAAUAGAUUGUCCAGUAUCAAUGUGUUGCUGCAGUGAUAUUUAUUAGUUUGAUAAGUCAUUAUAAUUGUAAAGAGAGGUAAAGAACAAAAGCUAGCGUGACGUGAAGAUGCACAGUGUUGACUCUAUUUGCUUGUAUGUAAAUAGUUUAGAUUACUGAAAAAUAAUGUGAAUUUUAAUUGCGGAGACUCAUUAUAAGCUGCGAUAUUUAAGGACAUAUUUCAUUUCUUAGAUAUUUUCUUUGGUGCAGGACACUAACAAGAAAUGUCCUUGUCUGUUUUAAUGUAUAUGAAAAUGUUCCUGAGAGUUUUGUUUUGUUUUCACACUGCAGUGCGUCUUGAUGGCAUUCGGACAAGUCUGCAUGUAUCACUUUUCAAUGAAUGUAUUCUUUGUGCUUGUGCAAUAGAAACAUUGUUGGCAUUAAAAAUAUGUCUGCUCAUGUGGUUUAUCAUGUGCAAUGGGAUGCAUAAGAGAGCAAUGUCUGGAGGAACCCUCACAUGGACAUUUUAACCUGGAAAUUUGAAAGUCUGAUGAUGUUCUGUUGUAAACAGUCAGAGGCAUUCAUGAGAAACAGCCCUUUGUUUUUGUGUUUGUUCCAACAAUUCAGCAAAACCGAUGUUUAUACGUUUUUUCUUAUUAUUUUUUACUUUUAACCAUAGCCACGUUUUAGUGGUAUCUUCAGUGGUCUGUUUUGAAUAUGUUUUAUGUAUUCCUUCUACUCAUUCGAGGAAAUUGGUUUCAUAAUUUCCAGGUGAGAAAAGCAUUCCCAGAUUAAGCGUAAACCCCUCAUAUCCUGUUUGUAUUUUGGCAAGUCAUAAUAAAAUUCAACUGGAAUUAUUAAACAUCCAUACAUGUAAAUUGUCCUUUUUCAU
Messenger RNA from Cyclopterus lumpus (lumpfish), 2638 nucleotides. RefSeq names its product DEP domain containing 7, paralog a (gene depdc7a). Gene Ontology annotation, biological process: intracellular signal transduction. The coding region runs from base 141 to 1805 and encodes 554 amino acids. The record is from RefSeq and is a predicted model, not a curated record. The transcript is spliced from 8 exons. NCBI's taxonomy places the organism in Eukaryota, Metazoa, Chordata, Actinopteri, Perciformes, Cyclopteridae.